AUGGUCGAAGAAACUGUUUUGAGAGAAGAGGUUCCAAAGUUCGAGGGACUAUUCAAAGCUCUUCGCCUUUAUCGAAAUAACCAGAUAAAAGCUUGUGAAGAGGAGUGCACUAAACUACUGGAGAAGAAUCCGCUGGAUCAGGCUGUUUGGGCCCUCAAACUGACUUGUCUCACUGAUCCUGUGUAUGUAGACGAACUCGAAAAUGAUGAACUUGGGAUCGCAGAGACGUUUUUGGACCAGAAUAUUAUCGCUCCCAAUGCUCGCCCAGGAACGCCAACAUCCACUGCUGGAAGACCUCUGUCCGGAGUAAUUCGUCCGUUGACUUCACUGCGUCCCGGCACUAUGGAGCAAGCGGUACGAACCAGCCGCACCGCAAGGACGGCUAGAGCUGUUAGCAGCGGAUCGGCCAGGCAGUUGCGAUUGGGAACGGCAUCUAUGGCUGCAAGUGCUGAUGGACCAUUCGUGAAUCUGGCUCGUCUUAAUGUCGACAAGUACGCAGCCGAUCCACAUGUGAACAGACAACUUUUUGAGUACGUAUUCUAUCACGAAACUGACAUCAAGACUGCCCAUCAGAUUGCUGCGGUUGCAACAAAAACAGCUAACUACGAAGACUGGUAUUGGAAAAAUCAGCUGGGAAAAUGCUACUUGAGGUUGGGGCUACUACAGGAUGCAGAGAAGCAGUUUCUUUCUUCAUUGAGGAGCCAUCGCCUGGUUGAAACACAUGCCUACCUUGCAAAGGUGUACAAUCGUCUUGACCAACCCCUAGUGGCAAACAAGUACUAUGAACAAGGUCUAGCGCUUUAUCAUGACGACGUCACACUCUUGACUGGUUUGGCAAGGAACAAAGAGCUCCUCGGUGAAAUGACCGAGUCAAAUGAGUGCUACAAGAAAAUCCUCAACAUUCAAGCUAACAAUAUUGAAGCGAUUGCUUGCAUUGCCACUAAUUGUUUCUAUGAUGACAAGCCGGAAAUUGCCCUUCGUUACUACAGGAGAAUCAUGCAAAUGGGUGUAAACAACGCAGAACUUAUGAUGAACAUCGGUCUAUGCUGUUUUGCUUGCCAACAGUUCGAUUUCGCGUUGUCUUCCAUGCAGAGGGCCCACUCCACAGCUAGUGAAGAAACUGCUGGUGAGAUCUGGUACAACACUGGACAUAUUAUGCUGGCGAUCGGUGACAGAAAGCAGGCGAGUAGGUGCUUUAGACUGGCACUAGCAGCCGACUCCGAACAUGGAGAAGCCAUGGUGAAUUUGGGAAUUUUACGCCAAAUGGAAGGUAAACUCGAUCAAGCUCGCUCGCUGUACCACUCUGCUAUCGCCAAGUCACCACAUCUUUUUGAGCCGCAUUUCAACCUUGCCUUGCUAUGUACGCAGGCUGCUAGCUUGCUAGUGCGACAAGCUGACCGAGGACAACGCCCCCGUCGCGUCAUACUGCUAAUGUCUACUAUGUGUUCUUCAGAAGCUAGGGCGUACCUCAGAAGUGACGCGCAUUGUCCUCGCCCGGGCAAUGUGGCAAAUAUGCGAGGGCUACCGGCUAGAGGACGGAGCCGGCCAAAGAAGUUAGUCCGCCAUCGCCAUCAAUAUCCAGUGCGCUUGGCAACACUUAACGUUGGGACGCGUACUGGAAAAAGUCGUGAACUGGCAGACAGUCUCAGAACACGCCGUGUUGACAUAUGUUGUGUACAGGAGACUCGCUGGAAAGGCUCCAAGUCAGGGAAAUUAGGCGAUGACUAUAAGCUCAUCUACCACGGCACAUCAAAUCGCAAUGGUGUUGGUAUCAUAUUGAACGAGUCGUUUAGAAACAGCGUCACAGCAGUGGAUCGACUAUCGGAUCGCCUGAAGGCUGUAAAAGUAGAAACAGGAGAAGUGGAAUUGCGAGUUGUCUCUGCUUAUGCGCCACAGGCGGGCUGUAGUGAAGAAGAGAAGGCAAGCUUUUGGGAGGAUCUGGAGCAGUACGUCCAAUCCCUGGAAGGCGAAGAAGUACUUUUAAUCGGAGGAGACUUCAACGGACAUGUCGGUCCUCGGAAAGACGGAUUCGAGAGUUGUCAUGGUGGAUACGGCUAUGGAGCUCGUAACGACGACGGGUUGCGAAUCCUGGAGUAUGCUGUUGCAAGUGACUUGAUCAUUGCUAACACGCAGUAUCGGAAAAGAAAAUCGCAUUUGAUCACGUACACCAGCGGCAGUCACCAUGUCGCUGCCCAACACCAUCUGCUCGUUAUGGACUUGAAGAUCUCCAGUCCAAGGAAGAGACAUCCAAGGACUGAAACAGAGCGCAUCAAAUGGUGGAAUCUGAAGGAUCGAAAGGAGGCGGCAAUUUGUGAGAAGAAGUCCAAGUAUAAGCUCUGGUGGAGAACGCGUCAGCUUGAAGACCGGGGUGCUUACCUAGCGGCGAAGAGGGAGGCUAAGAAGGCAGUCUCCAAGGCGAAGUCGGACCGUUACAAGGCAGUUCAUCGCUCAACGUUGGAUGUGGAACACACGAAGAUCGUUAAGGGAGCUGAUGGAGCCGUUCUGCGCCGCCCUGGUCAGAUGCUGGAGAGGUGGCGAGAGUACUACAAUCACUUGUAUAACGAAGAGUUCUGUCAUCCUCCCAUCCCAACUGUUCCCAGCGUCGAGGGUCCUGUUCUACCAAUUACUGCCGUCGAAGUCAGUGCUGCCCUCGCAAAAAUGAAGUCGAACAAGGCAACUGGUCCUGAUGACAUAACUGCUGAUGUCUGGAAGCUGCUAGGAGAUCGAGGAUCCGUGUGGCUCGCAACUCUAUUUAACAAGAUCGUUGCAGAAGGACGGACUCCAGACGUUUGGCAAACUUCCGUGACCGUGCCUGUCUGGAAAGGGAAAGGAGACAUUGCUGACUGCACCUCGUACAGACCUAUACGACUGCUGUGCCAUACGAUGAAGGUUUUUGAGCGUGUGCUGGAAGCUCGUCUGAGGAAAAUUGUUAGCGUUUCACUCAACCAGUGCGGCUUUGUGAAGGACCGCAGCACUAUAGAUGCUAUCCAUGCUGUCCGAAACCUGCUGGAGAAACAUCAAGAGAAAAACCGCAGUGUGCAUCUUGCUUUUCUCGAUCUCGAGAAAGCGCUCGACCGUGUCCCACAUGAGCUGUUGUGGAUGUCUACGAGGUCGCAUAGAGUACCAGAAGAAUAUGUGCGGUGGACGAAGCUGCUUUAUACGAAGUUGUACGAUGUGCUGCUUGAACAAGCAGGCCAUUCCCUGUACAAGUAG
Necator americanus (New World hookworm) is the source of this 3213-nucleotide messenger RNA. RefSeq lists its product as uncharacterized. Lineage: Eukaryota; Metazoa; Nematoda; Chromadorea; Rhabditida; Ancylostomatidae. Bases 1 to 3213 code for a protein of 1070 amino acids. The record is from RefSeq and is a predicted model, not a curated record. Gene Ontology annotation, molecular function: catalytic activity; protein binding. Gene Ontology annotation, cellular component: BBSome; non-motile cilium; nucleus. Gene Ontology annotation, biological process: non-motile cilium assembly; chromatin remodeling. The transcript has 17 exons.